Messenger RNA from Paramecium tetraurelia, 1566 nucleotides. RefSeq lists its product as uncharacterized. Lineage: Eukaryota; Ciliophora; Oligohymenophorea; Peniculida; Parameciidae. The transcript has 6 exons. The record is from RefSeq and is a predicted model, not a curated record.
AUGGAAUAAUAAUAAAAUGAAUAGGUUCAAGCACCUAGAUUUGAAGAAGCUGUCUUUAAACUGACCACUUAAUUGAUGAAAACAUGCAAUCCUAAGACUUUAGAUAAGAAAUUCCUCAAAGACUUCAAAAUCAAACCCAGUGAGACACUUGUCAAUUUGAAUAAUACAAAAUUAGAUCCUUAAUCUCCAAAAACUAACAAGGCAUUGUAGGAUUUACACCUAUUUUCUAACUAAUUGGAAUUGCAAGAGAAAUAAGAGUUUAAAAAAAAUGGAGAAUCUUAAGAGUUAACAGACAAGAGAUACUGGUUGCACUAUUUCUAAGUCGCAUAAAUAAAAAAGUCUGUGAUUUUGCAAAGGAACAAGUAUAAAAGAGAAGAAUGGAUUGAAAAAUAGUAACGUCCCAAAUCGAUCUAAAAUCUGGAUCAAAGCAUGAAUAGCAGUAUCAAUAUUAGUGAAUAUGCGCCUUAUAAAAGUCCAACAGAAAUGAUCGAAAGUUGGAUAGAUAGUCAGGUGUAAUCUAGUGAUCGCCAAUUAUAAAAAUUCAACAAACUAUAAUAGAAAAGAAAAGAAUUAGAGGAAUAAAAUCAAGAAGAAUAAGAAAAGUACAAGGAGAAGCUUGAUUUAAUAUUGGAAAAAAAGAAAAAGAAUAGAUUAAACAAUUUAAAGCAGAAAUCAUAAAUUGCUAGAAAAGAUGUUUCUAAAAGCUUAGAAGUUUCCACUAAGAUGAAGACUGUUGUUCAGGAGCAAAAAUAUAAAAAUGCUCAAAUGAAAAAAUUAUAGACUGAAUAAAAUAUCGAAAAAGCAUAAAAGAGAGUUGACCAUAUUAAAUAAACAUAUGUAGAUGUAUUGGAAGAAAAAUAAAAGAUUUAUGAGGAAAAAUUACAUUAAGUUUUGAAAAAGAAGGAUGAAUAGGACAAUUAAUUAAUGCAACAGAGAUUAUAAGAAAUAUAAACAGAGAGAACACAUAAAUCAAUGAAAAACAACACAAAAUCUGAUCAAUGGUCGACAAAAUUGCCUUUGUUGAUUAGUAGAAGUGAAGCUUAAUUUUAAAAUGUUUAUAAUUCUAAUUUAGCGUCGGUUAUUGAAAAAUUUUAGAAGGAAGAGAAAAAGAAACUAAAAAUGCAUAAAUCAUAAGAAUUGGAAAAAGAACAAGUUGAAGAAAUUAAACAAAAAGAAGAAUAAUUUAAAAAGAGAUAUUCAGAUAAACUCAAAUAAUUUGAGAAUAAAAGAUAAAAAGUUGAAGAGAAAUUUGCAAAAAAAGAUUAAUAUUUAGCAGAACACUUAUAAAAAAAGAAGGAUGAUUUGGAAGAGAAAUUUGAUAAAAUUAGAGAAUUAAGCGCAGAAAAUGAAAAAAGAUUCGUAAACAUAAAAUAAUAAUAUAAUAAUAAAUGUGAUAAGCAAAUGGAUAAAGAAUCAAAGAAAUUUAAAUCAAAUAUGAGUCUCAUUAAAUAAAGAGAAUAAAUAAUUGAGUAGUUAAGAUAUAAACGAUUCUUAGAAAAGAAUAAACCUUUGAAUUUAGUUUAAGACACUACAUCAAAACAAAGUGAAAGCAAGCUUUAAGUAUGA